AUGAUUAGCUACGAUUACUGCACGGAAGCCAUCCACGACUGCGAUGUGGCAGCCAGGGUCGAUUAUGUUCUUCUUGAAGAUGCCUUUGGCCUGGACCCGAGAGUUCGUUUCUGCCUCCGGAACGAUGAAGUGGCCGCGAUCACGGGCCGCAAGGAACGGCUUUUUGAACUGGUUCCGGAGCCCCAAAGCACCGGCAGUGAACUACCAAACGACCAAGAGCCAGACAACCUACGCCAAGUCAGUGAUGGCAGCCGCCGCGCUUCCAGCUUUAACAGCCAAGGCAAGGCUGCAACCUCCGGCGGGUCACUAACACAACAGGACUUUGACGGGGAGCGGGACCGGGACCAGCUGCCAGGGUGGGGUCGGGUGUCGAUGGUUGGGGACGGCGAUGGCACGACACGGUUCCAUGCUGCAACAUCCAUCGCUGUCGCGGUGGCCAUGGCCGUGCUGGGAUAUUGCCCCAAGCGGCGUGGCAACCCGCCGCUGCUGGCGCCCGUGGGCCUGGCGCUGGCGGCGGCAGCUCACAAGGCGGCGUGCCUUGAGCCCGCGUUUGACGUCCUCAAGCUCCGGUUUAAGCUUGGCAAGAGCCUCUUCCGCAAUCUUGGCCAGCGAGCAGAUAGGACAGCUCUCAGCGUCGCCGACCUCGAGGGUGCGGGUUCUGGUCGCGGCGCGUACCAGUCCGUGUUCAGCAACUACGUUCCCGCCUCCACCGUCCCGCGGGUCACUUCCUGGCUCACGGACGUGUUGGGCUUCUCCCUGACCGACACCAAGACCACCGCCACCCUGCACGUCAUCAACCAGGAGCUCAACGUGCACUACUCCAUUGCACUCACGAUGGAGGGAGGGGACGACUCCACCGCCUCCCUGCGUAAGCUCAAGGUCGGCGGCUCCAAGAACCCCUCUGUGACGCUCAUGUCCGGGCCGCAACAGCUCGACCUGAGACUCAAGCUGAUCACGCAGUUCAGGGAGCAUCCGGGACUCAUGUACGACGUGGACGCGCACUCGACGGCUCGUCGCGUGGCGGCUGCCGUACGUACGGAGGGCUUCGACGGCUUCAUUCGAAGCAAGCGGGGCCUGCCCCGAAACCGGCACCUGGAGUACGGCCGGCGCAAAACCAAGUUCGUGUACGAGGGGUUCAUGCCACCAUCCGAGGGCGAGGGCGGCUGCGGCCAGCGGCUCCGAGUCAGCGUGACACAGGUGCAGGACGACAAGGGGACGCACUACGAGAUUUCAGGCUGCCUUCCCGACGUGGACGCCAAACUACGUCGACUGCUGGCACAGCACCGACCACCACCACCAUCACCACCGCCGCCAGCGGCAUCAGUUGACGACUCGGGCUGCUUCGUGCCGGAGUGGCGCCGGCGCGGCAGCAGCGGCGGAAGCAGUGUCGGUCCCGGAUUGAGCCCCGUUCCUGUACCGGUAGGCCUUAGCUUCAGCCGCAGCAGCAGCGGCAGUAACAGCGGCGGCGGCGGCAGGCUGUACGACAGCGUCAGCAGCAGCCCAACGUGGACGCACGCUACCCUGCCCGAUCCGGAUUCCCAAUGGGCAGUUGGCGCCUUGAGCGUAUUAUCUAGCUUCGUCACGGAGCUGAACAGCUGCGUCGGCACCCCUGUCCGCGGCCUGGGGGCCGUAACGGCGGACCUGAAGCAUCCCGCCAUCCAUAAGCUAACAUAUUCGAAUUAG
Messenger RNA from Volvox carteri f. nagariensis, 1683 nucleotides. RefSeq lists its product as uncharacterized. The record is from RefSeq and is a predicted model, not a curated record. The coding region runs from base 1 to 1683 and encodes 560 amino acids. The transcript has 12 exons. NCBI's taxonomy places the organism in Eukaryota, Viridiplantae, Chlorophyta, Chlorophyceae, Chlamydomonadales, Volvocaceae.